CAGAUUGUUUGUUGUUUUGUUUAAAAUGGAGUCACCUGAAUUGAAGUAUAGUCACGUGAUGAGGAGCUUGGUCAGUGGGGGAGUGGCGGGACUAGUCACGGAUGUGGUCCUAUUCCCCGUGGACACUAUCAAGACCAGAUUACAGUCACAGCAGGGUUUUGUGAAGUCCGGUGGCUUGCGUGCAAUCUACUCUGGAUUGGCUGUGGUGUCUGCCGGAUCAGUGCCAGGAGCUGCUUUGUUCUUCCUCACAUACGACACUUGUAAAAGACAUCUUUCUUCACAUGAAUCUCCCCUAUCAACUCUUCUAAGCGGACAGAUUGUAAGUGCAGCUUGUGGUGAAACUGUUGCGUGUUUGGUUCGAGUGCCGGUGGAAGUGGUGAAACAGAAGACCCAAGUGGGACACUCCAGAUCCAGUCUUUUAUCUGCUGCACAGGUCUUCAAACAAUCCGGAAUCAAAGGGUUCUAUCGAGGCUUCCUGGCUACAGUAUGUCGUGAGAUCCCGUUCGCUGCCAUCCAGUUUCCCCUUUGGGAGGCCCUGAAACAAAAACUAGCGAAGAGCACAAAUAGUCUAGAAGUAACAACCUUCCAUUCUGCAAUAGCUGGCUUUGUGGCAGGAGGAUUCGCUGCUUACGUCACAACACCUCUUGACGUUAUUAAAACAAGAACUAUGUUAAAAUCUGGUUCUUUUCAAUCGCCAGUGAAUGUUGCUCUUAAACUGUUUAAAGAACAAAAUCCUAUCAAAGUAUUAUUUUCAGGAGCUGGACCAAGAACUUUUUGGAUUUCUGUUGGCGGGUUUUUGUUUCUUGGCUCUUAUCAAUUUGUUUCUAAUUCAGUUUUACAAACAUGA
Messenger RNA from Symsagittifera roscoffensis, 847 nucleotides. RefSeq names its product mitochondrial S-adenosylmethionine carrier protein-like. Bases 26 to 847 code for a protein of 273 amino acids. Gene Ontology annotation, molecular function: S-adenosyl-L-methionine transmembrane transporter activity. The record is from RefSeq and is a predicted model, not a curated record. The transcript is spliced from 4 exons. Gene Ontology annotation, biological process: transmembrane transport. Gene Ontology annotation, cellular component: mitochondrial inner membrane. Lineage: Eukaryota; Metazoa; Xenacoelomorpha; Acoela; Convolutidae.